Molecule: messenger RNA, 569 nt
Organism: Symbiodinium pilosum
Lineage: Eukaryota; Dinophyceae; Suessiales; Symbiodiniaceae
Source: the annotation of a GenBank genome assembly
GUUUCACGGAGGCAAAGCACGCCAUUUUCUCAGCCCAGACUCAGCAAGUGCAGCCUUGCAAGACCCACGGGUUACGCCGGUACAGGAUUCCGCUGGCUAUCUUGGAAAAUACAGAGGAUAUGCACCUCCAAGUGAUAGAAGACCUUCUCUCCGACCUCUACAACAUAUACCCGCUGAAGAUGGACCUUGCUGAUGUUGGCCGCGCCGGAAAAGUGUUUCGGUCCAAUGUGACCGACCUGUCGUAUUUGCUCACACCGCGGGAACAGGAUGUAGUGCAAGAGAUGAACAGACUCUUCAGGCAGAGGACGGGGUUGAGCCCAGAAAGCCAGCCUAACCUCUGCUAUUUUUUAGGCGAUAAUUGUGAUUUCUCCGUUACAUGGAGUGCGGUGAGCAACAAAGUACCUACGUUUAGACGAAACGUCUCAGCCGCCAAAUUCUGGUAUCCAUCGGCAAAACGCUGGCUGACGCAGGCCGAGAAGCUGCUAGCCAAGCAUUUAGAGAGAUUCCAAGCUGCCCAGGUCAAGUCGGGCAACCGUGUUAAGGGCAAGUUAGAUGGUUCAAAAUGGUGA